UUCCAGUCUGUGCGCCUCCGUUCUACCGAGCUGGCUCUCGAAGCAUUUCCCCGGAGGAGCUUGACCGAACUCUUGACGCUGGAUACAUCACUGUUGUUGAUACGGUCCAAUUCUUCUGCUCCAAGCUUGCUAAACCAUUCUACGCUUGGAACUUGCGAAGACGGAAUUGAGCUUCUCGCGCACGCGACCUCGCUCGGACACAUGAAGUAGAGCUUUAAAUUGCAUGUAUACUAAGCACCGGCCGCCUGCGGGCGCCGGCAGCUUUCUAGGAGCCCUGGUGGCUUGAAGCGCGCGGGGAGAAGCAGCUCGCGGAUUUUCACAGGACUUCGCGGACUUUCGACCCGUACAUAGCACCCGUGGCAUAGAAACAUGUCGCUCUUCAAAGCUCGCGACUGGUGGCAAACGCAGUGCGGACAUGGCGAGGAGUUCGACAUGGGCUGCCUGCUGGUGGCAAACAUAGACAACGACUCGUCGGGGCAGGUCAAGAUCCUGACGGGCUCCUUCUCCGGCUUCCUGCGCGUGUACCUGCCCCGCGACCGCGGCUACAAGCCCGAGGACCUGUUGCUGGAGACGGAGCUGGAGGGGGGGCCCGUGUUGGCGCUUGCGGCCGGCAGGUUCACAGGCUCCGGCGGUCUGCAGCUGGCUGUGCUGCACCCGCGCAAGCUGUCCGUGUACGGCGUGGCGGCGCAGGGCGGCGGCGCCUACCUGCAGCUCAGCCGCCUGUACGAGCACGGGCUGGAGCACACCGCGGCCAACAUGACGUACGGCCCCUUCGGGGGGGUGCAGGUCCUGGCUCCCCACCUGCUGUCUACCUCGCUACCCUUCUCUGUACCAAUCCUUGCAACCCAACCCCCUGAUCCCGUCCCCGACGGCUGUGACUACGUGUGUGUCCAGUCGUACGACGGCCAGGUGUCGUUCUUCGAGGCGGAGGGCGUGGCGUUCAGUAGGUACCUUCCCAGCUUCCUGGUCCCCGGCCCGCUUGCCUACGUGGAGGCCAGUGACUCGUUCGUCACCUGCACAGCCGCCCUGGAGCUGGAGGCGUACAAGUACAAGGUCAUCGCGGCCGCUAGCAGCGAGAAGGCGCCGGCCAAGGAGGUGGGCAGUCCGCAGCAUCGCGGUGCCGGCUCCAGCCCCGCCGGCUCCGGCACGUCGGGCGGGUCCAAGCGAGUGCAGGCCGACUGGAAGGUGGUGUUGGGCGAGGCGGCCAUUGACAUCCGCGUGGGCCGCUUCAGCCAGGGACUGGGACCUCACCAGGCGGACAUUGUUGUGCUGGGCGAACACAACUUGUUCGUACUGUCCAGCUACAGCGGCCAGAUCACGUUCCAGAAGCGCCUCGAGUACCACCCCGCCUGCUGCACCACAUACCCCGUGCCCGGAGCCAAGACGCCGGGCGGAGCGGAGAACCUGCUCGUGGCCACACACACCAAGGCGCUGCUGGUGUACCGCACCACCGUACUCAGCUGGGCGGCCAAGCACGACUUGCAGCCGGUGGCGGUGGCGGUGGCGGACCUGCCAGCCAUGCGCGGUGCCAUUGUGGCGCUGGACGACACGGGAGGCCUGUCGGUGGGCUACCUGGGCACAGACCCGCUGCUCAACCCGGUGGGAUUCACAGAGGGCAAGGAGCUGGAUUAUGAGGCCAUGGCCCGCGAGCACCGCGCACUGGCGCAGGUGAUCCGGGAGCACGGCGGCGGCGGCGGCGGCGUGCGGCGCAUUGAGCCAAUGGACCGACUUAUCAUGCGGGCACAGGUUCCUCAGCGCCUGGACGCGCCUCGCGGCGGCUCCCUGCCUGGCGAGGACGGACUGGACGACCUGAGCAGUCUGGCGGGCGUCACGGGCGGCAAGAGGCUGACGGUGCGGCUGUACCUGGCGCUGCAGGGCGCCCACAGCUGCGACCACCUCACCCUCUCCGUGUCUGCGCCCGAGCCCGUCACCCCGGCCGUGCCGGAGAUCUACGUCCCCUCCGUGUCCACCAACCCCACCGACCCCACCCUGGUGCUGCUCACCUUCGCGCCCGGCGCCGGCCUGCCCACCAGCAGCACCGCCCUGGUGGUCGCCACCUACACCACACCCAACGGCGAGCCGCGCUCCCAGCGGCUGGAGAUCGCGCUGCCGCUGUGCGCCUUUUGCACCGUGGUGCCGCCCGUCAAGAACGCGGAGUUCAAGGUCACGCUCACCACCAACCGCCCGCCGCCGCCCCUGGGGUCGCUGUUCGAGGACGCACUGGCGGCGGCGUCGCCCGGUGUGACGCAGGCGCUGUCCAGCGGCGGCGCGGGCGCGGGCCUUGGCCUGAGCAGUAUGGGCGGCAGUAACAGCGCCGGGGCGGGGGCUGGCAGCACAGCCAGCGUGCUGACCUUCCAGUUCUACGGCGGACUGGGCGACGUAACCAUCCUGGUGUCCAAGGCGGGCGGGCGCUACCGCAUCCAGUCAGACGUGCUGGAGGGCAUGUGGCUGGUGUGCAGGGAGCUGGCCUCCCGCCUGUCGCGCUACUUUGGUGAGGCCGAGGCGGGCCUGGCGCCGCCGGCCGAGGGCCCCUUCGCCGUCAGCUACGAGGACGCCCUGCCGCUGGACGACUUCUUCGAGGUGGUGGAGCAGCACUUCGCGGCCCGGCUGCGGGUGUCUGACCUGUCCACCCGCCUGGAGAACAACGCAGUGCAGUUCCGGAACAUUGAGAAGAGGCUGCUCAUGAGGUUCAAGGACAAGAACCCGGCCCCGCUCAACCAGCUGGACUCGCUGAUGAACGAGACGUACGGCGGGCUGAUGGAGCUGGGCAGCGACAUGGAGGCGGCGCAGGCGGCGGUGGCCUCCGCGUCCCGGCGGCUGUCGGGCUGCGUGCAGCUGCUGCUGCUGCUGGUGCGCUGGCGCUUCGGGCUGUCGGAGCCGGAGGCGGCGGUCAUGCGCGGCUGCAUCCCACCCGAGGUGAUUGACGGCAGCGAGGUGGGGUGGGAGGAGACCACGGAGGCGGCCAUGACGCACCUGCUGCGGACCUGCCUGGCCAAGAACGCAAAGGAGCAGGCGGUGCAGGUGGCGCCGCUGGCCCCCGUCAAGAACACGGAGCGGCUGCGCAAGCACGUGUCGCUGGUGCUGGAGCGCCUGGCGCGGGGCAUGAGGCUCAUGAGCCCCGCAGACAUUGCGGCAGCCGCGGCGGCGGCGGCAGGAGGAGGUGGCGGUGGUGGUGGUGGAGGCGGAGGUGGUGGAGGCAGGUCGCUGUAUCGAGACGCACCCAACGUGCCCGCGGCAGCGGGAGCGGGGCUAGCGGGUAUGGGUAUGGGUGUGGGUGUGGGUGCGGGAGGGGAGGUGGGUGGGUUUGGCGGCGGCCCGUCGUGGCCGGGUCUGGUGGCGGUGGCGGAGGAGGACGACGGCGCGUCGAUGGCAGGGCAGCCGGACGCGGCGGGCGGGAUGGGCGGGUUGGGCGGGUUGGGCGGGAUGGGCGAUGGCGGCGGCGGGGAUGAUGGCUUGGGCGCCGGUUACGAUGGCGGUUACGAGGCCGGGGCGUACGACGGCAAUGGCGUUGGAGCCGGUUACGAUCGGAUGACGGUUAUGAAUGGCGAGGACGGCGGCGGCGGGAUGGGCAUGGGCAUGGGGAUGGGCGGCGGGGGAGGAGGGGGCGGAGGCGGCGGGUUCUGGUCGAUGGAUGGCGAGGGAGGCGGCAGCGGCGGCGGUGCCGGGUACUAGUGACGAGUACGUAUGAUCCCAGUAUCAGUUGCCCCCUGUGGUGAUAUGUGUGUGCGUGGAGGCUUGUGAGAAGGGGCCGAAUUGGUUGAGGGAAGUGUUUGAGGAGGCAAACGGUGCCAAGCAUGGCUGGCGCAAACGUCUCUCCACGCCGUCGAGAGGCCGGUUGGCGGGGCUUGUAUGCGUAUGCAGGUUGCAUGGAUGCGAUGGACGAAGAUUAACUAAGAUGCGAUGGGAGUAAGGUAAGGCGCACCCGUGAAGAUGUUCGCGCCUCACCUCGCUGACAUAAGGCAUGGGCCGAAGGGCGCAUGUGCUCCUGCGGGGCGACACGGUGACAAGCGCCAUGCGGCGCUAAGCGGCACUGAGGGGUGGUGUCUUGUGGCCGAUUAAUGUCUGGAGGCAUAAAGAUAGGAGGCCCCCAUGAGCCCUUGACUGUUGGGGCCUAAUUCAUUUGGCUCGGGCACAUGCCACCCCCCGCCCCCUCCCCCGCGCCCCCGCAAACACACACCGACACACGUGCACUGGAAGACUUGUUGCUACGAGGCCUCGCCCUGACGUCUCUACGUUACAGGCGCCACGGCUUGGGGUUGCCCGCACGGCAUGUUGGGAUGCUGGCUUGUUCCUUUUGGCGCGGGGAGCCAGGACGUCCGCUGCAUGAAAGGUCAGGACGUGGGUCAGGAUUGCGGUCGUCGGAGCAUGGGAGGUCACUGCGUCAUU
This is a messenger RNA of Chlamydomonas reinhardtii, 4386 nucleotides long. RefSeq lists its product as uncharacterized. Bases 370 to 3672 code for a protein of 1100 amino acids. NCBI's taxonomy places the organism in Eukaryota, Viridiplantae, Chlorophyta, Chlorophyceae, Chlamydomonadales, Chlamydomonadaceae. Gene Ontology annotation, cellular component: BBSome; membrane. The transcript has 27 exons. The record is from RefSeq and is a predicted model, not a curated record. Gene Ontology annotation, biological process: cilium assembly.